Messenger RNA from Kickxella alabastrina, 2894 nucleotides. RefSeq names its product armadillo-type protein. The transcript is spliced from 8 exons. Gene Ontology annotation, cellular component: Golgi apparatus; membrane coat; AP-1 adaptor complex. The coding region runs from base 110 to 2431 and encodes 773 amino acids. The record is from RefSeq and is a predicted model, not a curated record. NCBI's taxonomy places the organism in Eukaryota, Fungi, Kickxellomycota, Kickxellomycetes, Kickxellales, Kickxellaceae. Gene Ontology annotation, biological process: intracellular protein transport; Golgi to vacuole transport; receptor-mediated endocytosis. Gene Ontology annotation, molecular function: clathrin-cargo adaptor activity.
GUCAGCGCCAAUUGCAUCUCAUAUUACUUUUUUGUACUUUAAAUUUAAAUCCAUUCAUCCACCUCUUAUAUCCUCUUAUAAACCCUCUAAUUCAUUCCCCUCACAUCAAAUGUCGUUCUUCCGUCUGAAGGACUUCAUCCGUGCGGUCCGCGUAUGCAAGACAGCGGCCGAUGAGCGCAAUGAGGUGGAUUCGCACGAUGCGCGGUACGUCAACAUCCAGAAGCUGCUCGCCCGGUUCUCUGACAAGCGCGUCGGGUACCUGGGGGUGACGCUGCUGCUGGACGAGAAGCAGGAGAUCCUGACGCUGCUGACAAACUCGCUCAAGACCGACAUGAACAGUGCCGACGAUUACGUGGUGGGGCUAGCGCUGUGCACGCUGGCGAACGUCGAGCGGCUGCUGGGAUCGGCACGGUCGUACGUGCGUAAGAAGGCGGCGCUGGCGGCUGUGCGCGUAGUGCGGCGUGAGCCCGAGCUGGCAGCACCAUUCGUCAGCCGCGCACGCACGCUGCUAGCGGCCACGGCGCUGGUUGGCGAGCUGUGCAUGCACAGCCAGGACGCGCUGGACGAGGCGCGGCGGCUGGUGCCGGUGAUUGUGCGGCAGCUGCGCGCGCUGCUGGGCGGCGCUUCAGCCGAGCACGACGUCGGUGGAGCGGCGCUGCUGCGGCUGCUGUGCGUUGUGGCGCGCGGGUCGCAGGACGCGGCCGACGAGGCCAACGACGUGCUGACGCAGGUGGCGACGCAGACCGACGGCGCCAAGAACGUCGGCAUGGCCAUCCUGUACGAGUGCGCCGUCACAGCACUGGGCAUCCCGUCGGCCGCAGCGCUGCGUGUGCUGGCCAUCAACCUGCUGGCUGCCGUCAUCACCGAGGCACCGGCCGUGCAGCGCCAUCGGGCCACGGUUGUGCGUUGCAUGCGCGACGCCGACGUCAGCAUCCGUCGCCGCGCGCUGGACCUGAGUUUUGCGCUGAUCAACGGGCAGAACGUGGAGUCCAUGGUGGCCGACAUUUUGCGCGUGCUGCCUCACGCCGACGCUGAGUUCCGCUCAUCGAUGGUGUACCGCCUGGCUGCGGCCAUCACGCUGUUUGGCGACUCGCUGGACUGGCGCGCCGAGCGCAUGCUACGCGUGCUGAGCCUAGGUGGUGCCUACGUCAACAACCGCGACCUGUUCAAGUUCCUGCGCGACGAGCCGCUGCAGCGCCGCACCGUGCGCACGUGCUUCGCGCUGCUGGAGCGCGAUAUUUCACAGGACAAGAUGGUUGUGGCCGGUGUGUGGCUGAUCGGCGAGUACGCCGACUUGCUGCGCCCACUGGCAGCUGGCGUAGCUGCAGCUGUGGCGUCGCCGGGGCUUGACGCCGAUGACCUAGACAUCCUGGGUGCACUCGGCCGCCCCGUGGCCACGCAGCCCAGCUCUGCGGCCGCUGCCCAGCCGAUCAGCAUCGAUGACGAGCUGCCGCAGGCUACCCCCGAGCCGGCCGAUAUUGUGCGGCUGCUAGCAGCUGUCGCACGCUCGCCCCUGGUGUCGCGCACCAGCCGGCACAUGGCGCUGACGGCGCUGGCCAAGCUUUCAGGCCGCUUCUCGGCUCAGCCGCCCAUUGUCGCGGCCAUCCGCGACGCCCUGGCCGCACACUGUCGGUCGAUGGACGCCGAGACGCAGGCGCGCGCCGCUGAGUUCGACACGCUGCUUGGCCACGAACUCGACUCUGUGCGCGCCGCCGUUGUCGAGCGCAUGCCGCCGCCGGAGUACACCGACGUCCCUUACGAGGAGUACGUGCUGAAUCCGACCGCUAUGCGCAUGAAGGCGCUGACUGUCAUUAGGCGCCCGGCGCUGCAGCCCGAUGACCUGCUUUCGUCCGCUGCGGACUCUGCAGGCUCUGCAGCGGCGGCGGCGAAGGCUGCGGAGGCCGCCAAGCAGUCGGUCGUGUCGGAUCUGCUCAACCUGAUGGACGACGCGCCGCCGGCCGCUGCCGCUCCCACAGGCCCCAUGUCGCCCCCGGGGGCCGCUUCGUCGCCAGCCGCGCUCGCUGACCUGUUUUCUGCAUCCUCACUGUCACCCACCAUUACUGCUGGCGAUCCGGCGUUCAGCCAGGAAUACCAAGUUUACAGCGCCGCGGGCCUGCGCAUCACGCUCAAGCCGUCGAAAAAGCCCAGCCUUCCUGCUGUAGUCGACCUCCUUGCGACGUUCUACAAUGAGGGUGAUACGGCGGUCGAGGACCUUAACUUUUUGGUUGCCGUGCCAAAGUCACAGAAGUUGCAGAUCCUGCCGCCCUCGGCCCAGACCAUAACUUGUGGAGCUACAGUUACCCAGCUGGUCCGCAUUUCGAAUCCUUCAAAGACUCCCAUUCGCUUGCGCAUGAAGCUAGCAUAUUCAGCUGACGGCCACUCCCACAACAAUAUGUUUGACUACGCUGGCUUCCCUGACUCUGUGUGCUGAGUAGUGGUGACAUUAGGAGGAGUAAGGAACGACAAUAACAGCUAUUUUUAUUUACUACAUUUAAUAAUCGGGCGGAACCACCAUUUCUUCAUUUCUCCUUGUCCCUUCUUCAUGGCCUGAUCAUGGACGCAAAGCCAUGCCUAUAAAGCAGCCUCCUCUUUUGGAUAGCUAAAUCCCAGUUGCAGGUGUUGCUACACGAUUCUUAAUGACAUGGCACAAGUUGCAACUAACAUGGCUCCUCCUGUGGAUGAUGAUGACUUGUCUUCUAUUUUAUUCUUAUUCUACACAUUUUAUUAUUCGCAUUGAUUUUUUACAGUUAACUUUAUACGAAAAAUGGGGGAGCGAUUUGGAUUAAUUCAUCACGUGUAUUGCCAUUAAAUAGCACCACAAUGCUUGAGGCCCAACGAUCGCAAACACUGGCAAAAUUAUUCCUCCAAAAAAAUAUUAUUACAAACAUAAAAAA